GAUACUUUCUUGUUUUCAUUGAUUCUCAAACAUGGCGUCUGAAGUGCAGGCGGGCACCGCUGCAGCUGCAGAAAAGGACUUGGCUGUAGGAGAGGUUGCCUUUGGGGAACAACCUCCUGGUAUGGACACAGAGUCAUCAAAUGGCAAAGAGGGAAUGGAGGCUGUCGGUGAUGGCUCCGAAGCAGCCGGCACUCUGACUGGAUCCGGAGAUGAGGAGAGCGGGCGGCAGCUCGGGGAGGUGGAGCUGCAGUGCGCCUUGUGUAUGAAGUGGUUCACAGCGGAAACAUUUGGGAUUGAAACGGCGACGUGUCUCCCCUUCAUGACCAAUUAUGUGUUUCACUGCAAUGUAUGCCAUCACAGCGGCAACACGUACUUCCUCAGGAAACAAGCAAACCUGAAGGAAAUGUGCCUCACAGCUUUGGCAAACCUCACAUGGAGGUCCAGAACACAAGAUGAGCAUCCUAAGACCAUGUUCUCCAAAGACAAGGAUAUCAUCCCAUUCAUUGAUAAGUACUGGGAGUGCAUGACGACUCGGCAGCGACCAGGGAAGCUCACCUGGCCCAACAACAUAGUGAAGACGAUGAGCAAAGAGAGGGACGUGUUCCUGGUGAAAGAACACCCUGACCCUGGCAGUAAGGACCUGGAGGAGGAGUACCCAAAGUUUGGCCUUUUGGAUCAGGACCUUGGGAGCAUAGGACCCUCAUAUGACACCCAGAAACAGACCAGUGGAACUCCAGCAGCUGGAGGGCUCAACGGUGGAUCUUCUUUCUCAGGUGCUCUGGCCCCGGGCCCCGGGAAAGGGAGGGGGGCCAAACGCAAGCAGCAGCAGCAGCAGGAGGGGACGGCUGCCGGAGCUUCGAAGAGAACCAGGAGCGACCCGUUGUUCUCAGCCCAGCGGCUGCCUCCCCACGGCUACCCUCUGGAACACCCGUUCAACAAAGACGGCUACCGCUACAUCCUGGCAGAACCGGACCCCCACGCUCCGGACCCAGAGAAGCUGGAGCUGGACUGCUGGGCCGGCAAACCCAUCCCUGGUGAUCUGUACAGGGCCUGCCUGUAUGAGAGGGUGCUGCUGGCGCUGCACGACAGAGCUCCUCAGCUGAAGAUCUCAGACGACCGGCUGACGGUGACGGGGGAGAAGGGUUACUCCAUGGUCAGAGCCUCGCACGGCGUGCGGAAAGGAGCGUGGUACUUUGAGGUCACGGUGGAUGACAUGCCUCCAGAGACGGCAGCCAGACUGGGCUGGUCUCAGCCUCUGGGUAACCUGCAGGCUCCUCUUGGUUAUGAUAAGUUCAGCUACUCCUGGCGGAGUAAGAAGGGGACUCGCUUCCACCAGUCCAUAGGGAAGCAUUACUCCUCUGGCUACGGUCAGGGCGACACGCUGGGCUUCUUCAUCGAGCUGCCUGAUGGAACGGAGACGGCCAAGGCUCUGCCCGACACCUACAAGGACAAGGCGCUUAUUAAGUUCAAGAGCUACCUGUACUUUGAGGAGAAGGACUAUGUGGACAAAGCAGAGAAGAGCCUGAAGCCGAUGAGCCCCAGCAGGAUGCUGUUUUAUAAAAACGGCGUUAACCAAGGUGUUGCCUUUGAGAACCUCUUUGAAGGCCUCUACUUUCCUGCCAUCUCCCUGUACAAGAGCUGCACGGUUUCUGUCAACUUUGGGCCUCAUUUCAAAUACCCACCCAAAGACGUCACCUACCAACCGAUGAGUGACAUGGGAUGGGGAGCGGUGAUCGAGCACACGCUGGCGGACACGCUGUACCACGUGGAGACAGAGGUGGACGGCCGCCGCAGCCCCCCAUGGGAGGGUUAGACGUGGAAUCCAACACUUUGACCUUCGGAUUACAGCAGUUAAAGCUAAGGUUAAGACUUGGCAGCAAAAUUAAAUAAGCGGAUCUUCUGUGCAUCCCAGGAAUAAUAACUCGUUAUCCCAUCCUUUAAAAACUCCUGGAAGGAGAGUUUAGUGUUUUCUGUGUUGUUUUUAUUAUUUACUUUUUUUUAUAUUUUGGAUUAAAAAAAAUAAAUGUGUGUUAA
Molecule: messenger RNA, 2034 nt
Organism: Cyprinodon variegatus (sheepshead minnow)
Lineage: Eukaryota; Metazoa; Chordata; Actinopteri; Cyprinodontiformes; Cyprinodontidae
Gene: ash2l
Product: ash2 (absent, small, or homeotic)-like (Drosophila)
Exons: 17
Coding region: 32-1813 (593 amino acids)
Cellular component (GO): Set1C/COMPASS complex
Molecular function (GO): protein binding; transcription cis-regulatory region binding
Source: RefSeq, a predicted model, not a curated record